AUGUGGCAAAUUCGUCAGAUUUUUGAAUGUAUGCAGACUGUUUUCGUGGAUGGUCAGCUUGCUGGUGUACUGCGAACGGUUUCCUCAUCUUCAUGGAUGCCAAAAGUGAUGGAGAAGAUGAUGCAGGAUGAAGUGUUGUAUUUGGCAAAAUGUAUGAAAGAUGAGAUUUCAAAAACAAAUGAUUACUGUAGGCAACUUUCGCUUAUUCCAUUGGAUCAGAAUUCGUUUAUUACGGAUUGCACUUCGUUUCUGGAAAGUAUUUGUUCUGCAUCCGCCGAUGUUGUGAAAUUCAAAUGCAGUGUUUUGGAAAGCGCGUCAUCAUUUAUUGAUUUUAUCAAAAUUCUCCUGGAAGCUUUUGCUGAGGUAAGCACGCGUAUCACUCUUAUUGAGCAUGAGAGGGCAUUGUUCUGUAUGAGAAGGCUUCACGUCCUGUAG
This is a messenger RNA of Gongylonema pulchrum, 435 nucleotides long. The record is from the annotation of a GenBank genome assembly. Lineage: Eukaryota; Metazoa; Nematoda; Chromadorea; Rhabditida; Gongylonematidae.